Leptosia nina is the source of this 918-nucleotide messenger RNA. Lineage: Eukaryota; Metazoa; Arthropoda; Insecta; Lepidoptera; Pieridae. The record is from the annotation of a GenBank genome assembly.
AUGCCUCCCAAAGUUCCAAACGUAAGACUAAACAAUGGUGUGCAAAUGCCUAUACUCGGUUUAGGAACAUAUGCGCGGAAAUGGGAAACUGGUGAUUUUCGGAAAGCUGUUGAAUGUGGCAUUGAUGUUGGGUAUCAUCAUAUAGACACAGCUUCUAUGUACAAAAAUGAGGAAGAAGUGGGCGAAGGAAUAAUUAAUAAGAUAAAAGAAGGGAUAGUCACACGUAAUGACCUAUUUGUUACAACAAAGUUGUGGAACAAUCGCCAUGCAGAGAAAGACAUAGUGCUGACACUUAAGGAGUCCCUUGCCAAACUGAAGCUUGAUUAUGUAGACCUAUAUCUAGUACAUUGGCCUGUUUCAAUAAAUGAUGAAGGAGAAGACCAAGCAAUAGAUUACAUAGAAACUUGGCGUGGUAUGGAGCAAGCUUUACAGCUUGGUCUCACCAAAUCUAUUGGUGUAUCCAACUUUAAUGAGGAACAGCUUGAAAGGUUGUUAGCAACUGCUAAAGUGAAGCCAGUUGUUAAUCAAAUAGAGAUAAAUCCAUCCCUGACGCAACAAAAGUUAGUGGAUUACUGUAAGUCAGUGGAUGUGCAACCAGUUGCUUACACACCUUUGGGCCUGCUGUCAGAUGCUAGACCUGAAUUUGCUCACCUGGAUAAAAUAAAUACAGAUCCUCGGUUUGGUGCUCUGGCUGAAAAAUACGGAAAAACUAAAGCGCAAAUAGCACUACGAUAUCUAGUUCAAAGAGGAAUUGUCGUUAUACCAAAAUCCUUCACAAAGUCACGCAUGGAAGAAAACCUGAAAAUUUUCGACUUUGAACUAAGUGCUGCUGAAAUGGCUUUAGUAGAUAGCUUCAAUUUGAAUCAUCGAUGUGUUCCUGCUACUGCAUUUGCCAAACAUAAAUAUUAUCCCUUUUAA